AGCCGUACGUGGUGUAGUUGGUCGUAUCGCCGCCGUCACCCGCGACGCAAAAGCGGGACCCGCCAUUGGCCGGCUGACGGCAUUCCGACGGCUGGGCCCCCUCCACCAUCCCCGGGCACUGGGAAAUCUGGAACCGCUCUGCCACCGGCGCCGAGACAGCUCUCAAUCCCAGUUGUCCGCGUCUCGACCGUACCGUUUCGCGUUACGGCCAUAUUUCUUUUGUUUUGUUUUGUUUUGUUUCGUUUUUUUUUUAUCGAAUUAAUUUCACUGUUAUUAUUAUUGUCAUUAUCAUCACAGUCGUCACCGYUGUCGUUGUCUCUCAAUAGUAUUUUUAUAAAUAAUUACAUCGAUUAGGCAUUAUUGUUUUCAAUUUCCAAAUUCGUGCCUGGAAUAUUACGCACGGCCCGUGUGUGGUUGGCCGUCGUCUUGGAUAAAUUGUCGUAAUAUUUUUCAUCUCCCAUCUCUGUUUUGAUAUUUUUCAUCAUUUACUCGUUGAAAUUUCGUCAACGUCMGAAAUGAAAAAAAACAAUACCUGCUGCACGUAUGCUGCGUUUGUGAUCGUAUCAUUACGAUAGUAAUCGUCGACGUCCGUGUGCGUUUCCUGUGAUCAUACGGUAGGUAACUACUAACUACUUCAUGCCGGCGAUCUUCGUUCUUGUGGAAAGCGAUCGUCUAUUCAGUUAGACUUCCGGAACGCCGCACUGGAUCACUUCGGUUCUGCCCUGUUAUGCCGCUGACGUCUUCAGCAGACGAUUCACAAUAAUUUGUCAAAAUGAAUAGCAUGGAUGAGCAUAACCGCAUGAUGCAUCCGACCAGUGCAAUGUUGCCACAGCCUUAUGGGAUGUCAUCUGUCGAUCCUAACCAUGGUGCUCCCACGCCACCUGAUCAAGAUACACGUAAACAAGAUAUUGGUGAAAUUUUGCAGCAAAUAAUGAACAUUACUGAUCAGUCUUUAGAUGAAGCUCAAGCAAGAAAACAUACACUAAAUUGCCAUCGAAUGAAACCUUCUUUAUUCAGCGUUUUAUGUGAAAUCAAGGAAAAAACUGUAUUAAGUUUAAGAAAUACACAAGAAGAAGAACCACCAGAUCCACAGUUGAUGCGAUUAGAUAACAUGUUAAUUGCAGAAGGAGUAGCUGGUCCUGAAAAAGGAGGUGGUGCUGGAGCAGCAGCCAGUGCAUCAGCCGCAGCUUCGGGCGGUCCCGGACAACCAGAUAACGCCAUUGAGCAUUCCGACUAUAGAGCAAAAUUAGCUCAAAUCAGACAAAUUUACCACCAAGAACUGGAAAAAUACGAACAGGCUUGUAAUGAAUUUACUACCCACGUAAUGAAUCUCUUACGAGAACAGUCUAGAACGCGGCCGAUCACUCCAAAAGAGAUCGAACGAAUGGUGCAAAUUAUACAUAAGAAAUUCUCUUCCAUACAAAUGCAACUGAAGCAAAGUACUUGUGAAGCGGUCAUGAUACUUAGAUCUAGGUUUUUGGAUGCUAGAAGAAAAAGACGUAAUUUUAGUAAACAGGCUUCCGAAAUUCUAAAUGAGUACUUUUACUCGCAUCUAAGCAAUCCAUAUCCUUCCGAGGAAGCAAAAGAAGAGUUAGCAAGGAAGUGUAGCAUUACAGUGUCACAAGUGUCCAAUUGGUUCGGAAAUAAAAGAAUACGAUAUAAAAAAAAUAUUGGUAAAGCUCAAGAAGAAGCAAACCUUUACGCCGCAAAGAAAGCUGCCGGCGCUUCCCCUUAUAGUAUGGGUCCUGCUUCUCAAGGAACACCAACUCCUUUAUUAUCUCCAGCUCCUGGUGGUGGUCCGCAAGACAGCAUGGGCUACAGUCUUAGUUUAAAUGGUGCUGAGUAUAGUUCUCCUAUGUCUGGAUCACAGGUUUGUGCACAGUAUUCUGAUGGAAGUUUAGGAUACGACCCAAUGGGACACCAGGCAAUGCCUAAAAACUCUGGUUCACCAUCUACAGGUUGGAACUCCAGUCAUGAAUAUCAGACACAUGGCAUGCAUGACGACAGCGAAGACUCGUCAGAUGAUGUUGAUAUAAAACGCCCAAAAUUGUCUUAAAAUUUUUAUUCUUAAUAACUAAAUUUGUUCAUUUUUUUACAUAUAUAUAUAUAAAAAUGAUUGCUUAACUUAAUAUUUUAGACAUAUGUGGGUGAGAAUAACUGGCCUUCAAACUUUGUGUAUGUUCUAAAAGAAACACUCAUCUCACUCUAACUAAUUACUAUUAUGGAUCUACUGUAAUGACGAAAACGAAAGACUUAGGCCUUUGGUGUAUGUGCGUGUGUAUUUCAAUCCCAGCAUACAUCACAUAUAUUAUAAGGGAGCGUAUAUGUAUAAAUAACGUUAGUCUAAUAUUUGGGAUUACCAUACUGAAAUUCAGUAGAGACGGUUUUAUUACGAAACUAUUUUUUAGUAUCUUAUUAUUAUUAUCAUUAUUAAUUAUUAUUAUUAUUAUUAUUAUUAUUA
This is a messenger RNA of Diuraphis noxia (Russian wheat aphid), 2461 nucleotides long. It is a transcript of the gene exd, whose product is annotated as PBX homeobox extradenticle. Gene Ontology annotation, cellular component: nucleus. NCBI's taxonomy places the organism in Eukaryota, Metazoa, Arthropoda, Insecta, Hemiptera, Aphididae. Gene Ontology annotation, molecular function: DNA binding; DNA-binding transcription factor activity, RNA polymerase II-specific. Gene Ontology annotation, biological process: regulation of DNA-templated transcription. The record is from RefSeq and is a predicted model, not a curated record.